AUGUUUUGUGUUAGAUUAUUAAUAACGUUAGUCGCUUCAUCAAUCCUGGAUCGAAUUGUGGCCGGGGAAGAUUUCUUUAACAACGAUGAACAUACGAAACACCUACUUAACCACUUAUCAGAAGCGGAAAAGGUGUUAUUUUUUGGCAGUAAUGACGAGUAUCCACAGUUUGAGAUAGCACAUAUAAAACACCAGAAACGACGCAAGCGCUCCUUGUCUAGCCAAGAUCAAGAUCUAAUCACGCUAAAGAAGCAUUUAAACAUGAAGUUGAGCCCACGAAACAGUUUCCUGGACCCACAGUUUCUCUUGAUGAAGAGGUGGUCGAACGGCACCGAAGUUAUCUCGGAUCAGCUAGCAGAUGAAGAACUGGAUGGUUGCUAUUAUAAAAGUGAUAAUGCAGCGCUGUUUGUUUGCGAUGGGCUGCGUGGACUGAUAAAAUCUAACGACAGCUAUUACUACGUACACCCACUGCCCGAGAGAUUUCACAACGAACACACAAAAGCCCACGUAAUUAUUAAACGACAAAUAAAUGAAUCAAGCAACACAAGUGAAAAAAAUGUUACCAGAUGUAUAGAAAGGGAGAAAUUGCGACCGGAUAUAGAAUCACCUGAAACUAGUAAAUGGUCGAAACAUAGACGGAAACGAAGUAUUGACGCAACACCAAAUAACAAUGAUCUUGUUAAGUUUAAAUUAGAUUUAGCACAUAGAAAUAAGACGAUAGGAAGCUUCAUAGAAAAACUCAAAACGGAUGAGAGGAGACAAAAGAGGGCGGUACUGCCAGCGAUUUUUGUGGAAACCGCCGUUUUCGUGGACAGGGAUCUCUACAAGCAUAUGACAGUCAAUUUUCCACAAGAGACUGAGAGGGAGUUAGUCAGAUUUGUGUUAGCAAUGAUAAACGCAGUACAAUUGAUAUACCACGAUCCAAGUUUGGGUAGGCCAGUAAAUUUUAUCCUGAAGAGGCUUGAAAUACUUCACGAGGAUCCUUCCAAUUUGAAGCGACCUCAUGAUAUCGAUAGGUUUCUUAGUAACUUCUGCACGUGGCAAAGGUUGGAGAACCCCCCGGGGGACAACGAUCCGUUGCAUUGGGACCAUGCGUUGAUAUUGACUGGACUAGAUCUGUAUGUUGUAAACAAGAAUGGGAAAGUCAGCAGUCAAGUUGUUGGACUUGCUCCAGUAGCUGGCAUGUGUACAGUGACAAGCAGUUGCACAGUCAACGAAGGAAGGCACUUUGAAAGUGUAUAUGUUGUGGCACACGAAAUUGGACAUAACUUAGGUAUGAGACACGACGGUCCUCUGGCUGACAAUGGGUGUGACCCAAGCGCGUAUAUAAUGAGCCCGACGUUGGGCAGUGGGAAAAUAACGUGGUCGCAGUGUAGCAAGAAUUAUCUAGAGAAAUUUCUUGAUUCCUCUCAAUCCAGAUGUCUGUUAGACCAUGGCAAUUCAGCUGGACAACUGGAUCACAGCGCUGAAGGUAUUCUACCAGGGGAACGAUUUGAUGCAGAUCAACAAUGCAUGUUAAAAUAUGGUCGGGGCAGCCGUCACUCGGGGUCACAGAAUUUGGAGGACAUUUGUCGUGAUCUGCACUGUCAAAGGGAAAGAUAUACCUGGACUUCACACCCAGCUCUUGAGGGAACCAAGUGUGGUGAGGAUAUGUAUUGCCGUGGUGGAGAGUGCGUGGAACGCUGGAGUGGAGUAGCGCAUAAAGAUGGCCGCUGGGGUCGCUGGUCCCACUGGUCAGACUGCGCAUCUGCCUGUCUGUUAGACGAUGCGCAUGCGCCGGCAGCGAGCGGUGUAGCUAUUGCUACUCGUCGCUGUAAUAGGGGCAGAAAUGAAAAUGGUAAAAGCUACUGCGCAGGACACGAUAAGAAAUAUCAAUCCUGUAACGCGCAUCAAUGCAACAACGUCCCCCGAAUGACAGUCCGCGAAUUUACCGAUCAAAUAUGCUCCAGAGCUCGCGAAGUGGACCCAGACUUGAUUGGAACUGGUCUCCAAAGACUGGAUGCUGAUGACGUCAGCAGCGCGUGCGCAGUUUGGUGCGACACGAGAGGCGGUGGAUACAAAUCGCGUGGCUGGACCCUUCCAGAUGGCACGUCAUGUUCAAGAAUGUCUCCAAUGUUUUGUAUAUCUGGAGUUUGUAAAAAAUUUACCUGCGGUUCUGGUUCUGAUACGGAGUUUUCCCUGAAACCUUCGGACUGUGAGUGGGAAAAUCUACAGCUGCAAACCGCGACACCACAUACCGUAUCUACAAAAACGUCUGGUACUUGGCGAAGGGCAGUCGGUUCCCAAUGGCGUGCAAAAAGCGGGUGUCACUAUCGCUGCAUCGCUGGUGGUACAGGGCUGCGUUUAGUACAAUCGGCGACAACACAUCGCGACAACAUACAGCUCUGCCAGCCUGACAUCGCAAGGCCUAUGUCGGGUUGCAGUCAACGCAUGAGUGCAUACCAAUAUGCGACGAUGGUGUGCAGUAAAUAUAAGGAGAGAGUAAGAAGACUUUCCGGCUUGGGUAUGCAAAUAUCACCAGCCUUAGAAGACCCAGAUAGGCCCUGUCGUAUCGCGUGUCAAGAUGAACGCGUCAGUCAUCGAUUCUACUUGGUAAACGGACAUGAGGGCUGGUUUCCACUGGGUACCUCUUGUGGCAAGAAUAACGCGUCUUAUUGCGUCAGUGGCAAGUGCUUGGAAUUCGGACCGGACAACACCCCUUUAUCAGAAUCAGUCUUCACGCUGCCAUUAUUAGGUCGUAACAGCACGCGUCGCUCUUCGCGGCACAAGCGCAGCGUUCACAGAGACAGAAUCACUGUUAAAGCAACACUCGACAGGAAACAAAUUGAGAAUAUUAUUGCUAGACUGAACUUUACCAACAAAGUAAACGAACAUCUGUCAUACAUGGACGAAAUACCAGACAAAAUUGAGUUGGAUUUCAGUAACCCCAUACAUAUUGCACCGGAGCAGACUUUACUUAACAAAGUUCAUCGACCGACGUGGGAUUAA
This is a messenger RNA of Leptosia nina, 2988 nucleotides long. The record is from the annotation of a GenBank genome assembly. NCBI's taxonomy places the organism in Eukaryota, Metazoa, Arthropoda, Insecta, Lepidoptera, Pieridae.